This is a messenger RNA of Oryza brachyantha (malo sina), 1767 nucleotides long. RefSeq names its product heat stress transcription factor B-1. Gene Ontology annotation, cellular component: nucleus. Gene Ontology annotation, biological process: regulation of transcription by RNA polymerase II. The record is from RefSeq and is a predicted model, not a curated record. Gene Ontology annotation, molecular function: RNA polymerase II cis-regulatory region sequence-specific DNA binding; DNA-binding transcription factor activity. The transcript has 2 exons. Bases 422 to 1327 code for a protein of 301 amino acids. Lineage: Eukaryota; Viridiplantae; Streptophyta; Magnoliopsida; Poales; Poaceae.
ACGUAGGUACAGCGCGCGCGCCUCUGACUCACGCAGACGUAAAGGCCACGAGGGCAACCCCGUGCCCUUUAUAUCCCGCGAGAGUUCCGCACCGAGCCGCCGGCCGGAGCGGAGGCAGAAGCUAGCGGCGGCGCCAGAAACGCGAUCACGGCAACCAACCCCGCCGCGCGCGCGCGCGCACACCGCGCCGGUUUCAUGGGAGUGGAGGCGGCCGGCGGCUGCGGUCGGAGGGCGGUCGUCACCGGAUUCUACGUCUGGGGCUGGGAGUUCCUCACCGCCCUCCUGCUCUUCUCGGCCACCACCACCUCCUCCUACUAGCUAGCCCCCCCACACAAAGAUAGAUAGAUAGAUAGAUAUACACAGAAACACAAGUAGGUACGUAGAGCAAGAGAUAUAGCGGAGGGAGGUAGGUGAUCGACCGAUGGCGGCGGUGGCGAGGCAGCAGCAGAAGGGCGGCGGGGGGAGGGGAGGCGGCGGCGGCGGCGGCGGGCCGGCGCCGUUCCUGACGAAGACGCACCAGAUGGUGGAGGAGCACGCGACGGACGAGGUGAUCUCGUGGGGGAAGGAAGGGCGGUCGUUCGUGGUGUGGAAGCCGGUGGAGUUCGCCCGCGACCUCCUCCCGCUCCACUUCAAGCACUGCAACUUCUCCUCCUUCGUCCGUCAGCUCAACACCUACGGUUUCCGCAAGGUUGUGCCGGAUCGGUGGGAGUUCGCGAACGGCAACUUCCGGCGAGGCGAGCAAGGCCUCCUCUCCGGCAUCCGCCGCCGCAAGGCGACGACGCCUCAGUCCUCCAAAUCCUGCGGCAGCGGCGUCAACGUCGCGUUCCCUCCGCCGCUGCCUCCUCUGCCCCCGGCGCCGUCGGGGACAACGUCCAGCGGCAACGACCGCAGCUCCUCCUCGGCGUCCUCGCCGCCGCGGGCGGACAUCACCAGCGAGAACGAGCAGCUCAGGAAGGACAACCGCACGCUGACGACGGAGCUGGCGCGGGCGCGGCGGCAGUGCGAGGAGCUCCUGGGCUUCCUGUCGCGCUUCCUCGACGUCCGCCAGCUCGACCUCCGGCUGCUGAUGCAGGAAGACAUGCGAGCGGUGGCGGCCGCCGGCGGCGGCGAGCAGCCAGAGCAAGAGCACUCCCGCGACGACGACAAGUGCGUGAAGCUGUUCGGCGUGCUCCUCGACGACACCCAUGGCGCCGCCACGAGGAAGAGGGCGCGGGCGCGGUGCGAGGAGGCAGCGGCCAGCGAGCGGCCGAUCAAGAUGAUCAGGAUCGGCGAACCCUGGGUCAGCGUGCCGUCCUCGGGGCCGGCGCGGUGUGGCGGCGACAACUGAAGUCCAAACUCAUGCGCGCCGGUGCUGCCUGCUGCGUGCGCGCAUGCACGGGGAAGUUGGCGGCAAAGAAUGGUUCGAUCAGCCAAGAAGUCAUUAGGUAAAACGAGACGAAUUAAGGGCGCCAAAUUAAGACGUGCGUCGCAGAGUUAAUCAUGGAGUGCUAGUAAGGUAGGAAGAGCACGUAGGAGUCAAAGCUGAUCGAUCGAAGCGACGCAGCUGGCUCUUGUCGUUUCAGUUAACACUGAAAGCUUCACCUUUCUAUGGAUUAUACAUGGUAGCUUAAAGUUUUAUCAUGAAAAAUUAAUACAAACUGGAUUGUUUUCCCAAUCUUUUUUUUUGUGUGUAAUUGAGUGCCUCCUUCCCCCCAACAAACCAUCACACUAUUCUUUCACACCCUUAUGUUCCACAUGUCAAAUUAGUCUGCCACGUUUAACUUCUAA